This is a messenger RNA of Ostrinia nubilalis (European corn borer), 2547 nucleotides long. RefSeq names its product sperm-associated antigen 7 homolog. The record is from RefSeq and is a predicted model, not a curated record. The coding region runs from base 732 to 1442 and encodes 236 amino acids. The transcript has 3 exons. Gene Ontology annotation, molecular function: nucleic acid binding. Lineage: Eukaryota; Metazoa; Arthropoda; Insecta; Lepidoptera; Crambidae.
GGUGUCAGCCAUUGCUUGCAAAAACGUCAUUUCAGAAUUUUAUUCAAGUUUCGGCUGUGUUUUUUUCUGAUUUCGCGGAAAACGUGCGAUAUUUACAGACCGCAGUAAACCUGCUGUCUGAAAAGAAAUGUUUCCCAUAUAAUGGAAGAUAAAAUACAAAAACAAAUCGUCGAUUAUUUUUCAUUUUUUGAAGAAUUCUACAAUACCUCAAAAGCGUGUUUGAAAAAUUGCCAGGACUGCGCAAUAUCUAUAAAUAAACUAAUAAAACGCUGCAGAAACGUGCAAGAAGCCGAGCUAUCCAAAACACCUUUACAUGAAUUUGAAGAUCUGCAGCCCAGACUAUCUCUUUUAUUACAUAACAGAAUAUCUGAAGACAUUCUUGAGAUUAGGUGUGAACUAUCAAAGGUGGAAGAUUUGUUCGAUAAACUCUCAGUCAAACACGGUGCACUAUUAGAAAGUUGUAAAGCUAUUGACUUAGACACGACCACUUUAUUAGUGAAAGGAACACCUCUACAACCACCGCUGAAACAGAUCCUAGAGUUCGUCGAAGACACAUUAACGUUUGGAGGAGAAAUUUGUGCUCAAAUCGACACAGCUCUAAAUGUGUUAACUUACAAAGGCUUGAAGGCUGACUCUUUAGUAGAAAACUUCAAAAUCACUACACGCUGGCAACAGCGCAUCUCUGAAAUAAUAUCUUACACAUCAUUCUGCUCUGAAAACCAAAUAUAAACAUGGAUCUCCUAGAUUCAAUCCUUGGCUCCAUGCAAGCACCGCCAGCAGCUAGCGAAGCUCAGAAAAAUGCCAUGAAAAAGCAAAAAGAAGCCAUGGAACGAAAGAAAAAGGAAGAAAAAAACAUGGUUAAUAAAUUCCGUAAGAGAGUUGAAGAGAAAGUAAUUAAUUUCAUAAAGGACGGCUCAAAGACAUAUGUUCAGUUUGAGCCUAUGGAACAGAUGUACCGCGCAAUUAUCAGAGAGGUUGCUGAAACUGCCGGAUUACAGGUGUUCUCGUUUGGCCAGGAAGGCAUCGAUCGAUAUGCUGUAGUGUAUACCAAAGAGAAGGGACCAUCUCAAGAUGAAUUGACUGUACGAAGAGCCGGUGGCAUUUGGGAUGAGGAAAAGGCAGCUGAAAUGGCUCAAAAGCAUUUAGAAAUGCAGAAACAAGCUGCUUUGGAGUCUGAGGAAGACAAAAAUAGAAAACGUAAACAUGGAAAGGACACUGAACUCAGCGGUACUUAUUAUAAAGAAAAGUAUGCUCACCUCAUUGGUCACGAUGCAGCUGUGCAAGCCGCACAAAAGACUAACAUGAAUAAAAGUUACGGAGAAGUUCCAAGUGAGAAUAAAAAAGAUCAGCGCUCUAUAGAACAGACCAUGGCCGAUAUAAAAGCUAAGAAGAUGAAGAAAGCGGAAAACGACAAAGGUAUUUUAGAGAAUGUUGAUACUUAGCUAUUUACUAUUUACAUUUCUUUUUGAUAGCAUUACUUUAGUUGAAUUUUUGCGGUGACGUUGGUCAUUUAAAUAAGCAAUAUGAGCAGUUUUUAUUAAAAUAUGUUUUGACAUUACUUCCUAUUAAUAAUGUGUCGCAACUUGACUUUCCUAGCUCAUGGUACGCAAGUUUAGCAUGAGUAAGUACGCUUACAGUGGUCAAUUUACAUUGAACUGGAAUGUCACACUUGCGUACUCUUAUUAGGCCUAAUAUCCACUAUUUUAGUGUAAAAGCAAUAUCUUCCAUAGUAAGUAAGAUAUUGAAUUUGAAAAACUUUCUUUCAACUUUCAAUCCAAUUUUUUGUAUUAUGUUAUCACUUAAAAUGGUGCCUUUACUUGGCUACAAACUAAAGAUUAAACGUUACUAAUGUUUUUGUCUGAAGUCCAUUCUUUGUGGUUUUUUUCAACGUAAAAUAAGCAGGGAACCAAUCCCAAAGAAAAUGCGUAUUGCAUAUUGUACCUUAUUAUUUUAGCUCUAAGCCUUAUUAUGUUAUAAAUAUGAAAAGCACAGACAAGUUGUGCUUUCAGUUGUUUUUUAUUACUUAGCAUUCUUUAUGCCUAUGGAUUUAGUUCAAGGAGUGUUUUACACACGUAAUGUAACAUUCAAUACUAAAACUUUGAUAAAACAUGUGUGACAAAAAAUCUAUAGGCAUCAGAACCCUAGCAGUACUGUAAUGUGAACUUGAUUAAUUUGUCACUACUUUACAAUACUUUAUACUCACGACGAAUAGUCACGUUCUUUGCCCGUCUACUUGUAUUUUUAAGGAUUGCUUAAUUUAAUUAUACUUAGCAAAAAUAUUUUUAGAGAAAAAUGUGUAAAUUAUUAACGCAUACCGAGAAUGUAUUUAAAAGCCUAACUACUUAAUACAAUAUCCUUCCUAUAAAGCCAUAGUAUAAAAUUAGUACAAUAACGUAACCUGUUAAAAAAGUGUUAAUGAAUUAUGUUACUUAACAUAUUUAUAGCAGACAGAAUUUAUUUUUGUACCAGCAACGUGUUAAUAAGACUGGAAUUUCGUUUAGAUCGCGUAGGUAGAUAGUUUAAUUAAAUAAAGUGUCUCAGAAAUAA